AAUUACCAACGUUAAACUCCAGCGACAGUCAACCCAGAAUAUUUGAUAUUGCUUUUUUUGAUGAUAAUACGAUUGUCCUUCGCAUAUAUCGUCGCGACUUAUUGACCCCUCAUGAAGAUGGUGAAGUUUGGGUCGAUAGAUACUUGGCACUUCGUACGAUUUAUCCUGAUGGGAAAGUUGUACCGAUUGAUAUUAGUUUAAAUAUUCAAGAUUUUAAUUUUUGUAUGUUGGAAAUUGACGGAGACAUAAAGAGUCCUAUUAAAAUUUAUCCUAUAAGAAGCAAAUUAUUGUUAGUUACUUACGCAGAGGCCACGGAUCUAAAUGAUCCUUUCACUUACAAUGAAAAGGCAAUGGUCAUUGAUUUAAAUGGAACAAUUUAUGGGUUAGAUUAA
Messenger RNA from Funneliformis mosseae, 392 nucleotides. The record is from the annotation of a GenBank genome assembly. NCBI's taxonomy places the organism in Eukaryota, Fungi, Glomeromycota, Glomeromycetes, Glomerales, Glomeraceae.